AUGUCCUGUAUACUCCCUUACACGGCGGUUAGAAAGACGCGCACCAUCAUCACCACGGCAAUAUUCUCACUCCUCGUCUUGUCCCUCCUCUAUCGGCACCAUUCCAACACCCCCUUCCCUCUCCACCUCCUCACCACCAACGAUGCCUCCUCCAAAGGCCGCUGGUCAACACCCAUACCCCUUCCCCUCGUCCCCGUUGCUGCGGCAGUCCUCCCGCAAUCCGGCAAGGUCCUCCUCUGGUCCGCCGACAAGCCCACAGUCUUCUCCAACGGCACCUCCCUUACCGUCAUGGCCAUCUACGACCCUUUGACCGGCCACAUCUCGCCACGAAACAUGUCCAUGACCAACCACAACAUGUUCUGCCCCGGUGUAUCCCUCGACGGGCUCGGCCGCCCCAUCAUCACAGGCGGGUCCUCCCCGAACCAAACCAGCAUCUACUCCCCCCAGCAAGACACGUGGCUCACCGGCCCACCACUGCAAAUCGGCCGCGGCUACCACGCGCAAGCCACUCUGUCCGACGGACGCAUCUUUACGAUCGGCGGCUCCUGGUCGGGCUCCAUUGGCCAGAAAAACGGCGAGGUUCUCAAUCUCAAUCUCAAUCUCAAUCAUGAUCUCAACCCCUGGCAGUGGUCCCCUCUCCCUGGCUCCGUCGUCGCACCCAUGCUCACCAACGACACGCUGGGCAUCUUUGCAUCCGACAACCACGCGUGGCUCGUCGCGUGGAAGAAUGCCUCCGUCUUCCAGGCCGGUCCGUCGCCGUCGAUGAACUGGUACGGCACGAUUGGUCAAGGCGACCACGCCCCUGCCGGCCUGCGCGGGACUGCCAACAUGAACGACGCCCAGAUGAACGGCAAUUUUGUUCUCUACGACGCGGCGCAGGGCAAAAUCCUCACGCUCGGCGGUGCCACGAGCUACUCGGGUGCAAUAAGCACCAACGCAGCGCAUGUCAUCACGUUGCCCUCCGUGCCGUUCCUGAGUCCAGAGGUGGAGGAAAUACCACCCAUGCGGCACGCCCGCGCAUACGCCAACUCGGUGGUCUUGCCGACGGGAGAUGUGUUGGUCGUAGGGGGCGCGUCGUACGCCAUGCAAUGGACGGAUGUGAACGCCAGCAUGGUUCCGGAGCUGUGGGACCACAAGACGAGAGAGUUUACGGAGAUGGCAAGGAUGGAUGUGGCCAGGACGUAUCAUAGUGUUGCCGUUUUGUUGCCGGAUGCGAGUGUGUUGGUGGGAGGAGGCGGGCUGUGCUGGGAGACGUGUCGAGGGAGGGAGAAGGAGGUGAAUCAUUUGGAUGUGCAGGUUUAUAGGCCGGGGUAUUUGUUCAGGGAUGGGAAGGGGGAAAGGAGGGUGAGGAUUAGCGGGGUGGGGAAUACGAGGGUGAGGCCGGGGGAGAGGUUGGAGGUUGAGGUUGCGCAUGUAAAAGGGGAGGAAAGGAUCGAGUUUGCAAUGGUGAGGUAUGGGUCCGCGACACAUGCGGUGAAUACCGAUCAGAGGAGGGUAGGCCUAGAAGGGGUGAGAGUGGCGAGGGGAAAAUAUGUGGUCAGGAUACCCGAGGACCCGGGGAUUAUGAUACCGGGGUAUUGGAUGUUGUUUGCUAUUUCGGCAAAAGGGGUGCCGUCUGUUGCGGAAACCAUUCUUGUUGAGAGAGUUUUGGGUUAG
Messenger RNA from Canariomyces notabilis, 1656 nucleotides. RefSeq names its product copper radical oxidase. The transcript has a single exon. The coding region runs from base 1 to 1656 and encodes 551 amino acids. NCBI's taxonomy places the organism in Eukaryota, Fungi, Ascomycota, Sordariomycetes, Sordariales, Chaetomiaceae. Gene Ontology annotation, molecular function: protein binding. The record is from RefSeq and is a predicted model, not a curated record.